Messenger RNA from Tigriopus californicus, 5387 nucleotides. RefSeq lists its product as uncharacterized. The transcript is spliced from 3 exons. Bases 202 to 5073 code for a protein of 1623 amino acids. NCBI's taxonomy places the organism in Eukaryota, Metazoa, Arthropoda, Copepoda, Harpacticoida, Harpacticidae. The record is from RefSeq and is a predicted model, not a curated record.
AACACACAUACAGAGUUUACAGACGACCACCACGGCCUGGCCCGUCAUCGUCGUCAAUCAGUCCUGCUCCUGGCCGUGUUCCAUGCAGUACCAAGUGGGCGUGGAUUGCCCCGGGAUUGGCCAUUGAGGGCGUGCCGUUCCGACCCAGUGCUAGGCCAGAGGGGGGUCCGCAGGAUGAGCCGGAUUGGCGUCUGAGUGGCCAUGUUGCAACAUCAACGCGUUUUCGCCCUCUCGGCCGUGGCUCAAUGCCCCGCUCGAGCGGGUCGCACCGAGCUGGGAGGCGUGGCGGCCACGCCCGAUGGAUCGCACGCCCUUUUGGUAGGGGCGGCGGGGUCCGAGCCGGCCCUGUGGUCGUUGGAACGCACCACGGCCCCGAUUCAAUGGAUACUUCAGGGCGUGACUUGGUUUGACAAUGAGGAUUUGCGUCCGCAGUGCGUGGCCUUGAGUCCGGGCUUGGAUUUUGCCGUUGUGGCCGCACGAUUAGGCCGCAUCUUGGUCUGUCCGACCCGGGCUUUGUGGUUGGAACCGCCUUCCAAUCUGGUGAAGGACGCCAAUUAUCGUGAGUGGAACAAGGGCUCUUUGACCCGCGUGACACAAAGCGCGGCCGUCGAAGCCCAAUGCGCUCAACCCCGAUGUAUCCUAUGGUGGACCACGCAAGAUUUCCAAUCCGUCGCCAUCCUGGGCACGGCUCAAGGACAUCUGAUCUCGUUGGACCUGGUCACCGGGCAAGUGAUUCGGGAGACCAAAGUCUGUUCGCUACCCUUGGUGCAACUAGAAGUGAUGACGGACAGUGCGUUGGAUUGCUCCUAUCUCUUUGUCACAUCGAGUGGGGGAACCCAAUGGCGUUUGAAGCUGGAGCAGCGCUCCACGGGCUACAUUUGGUGCUGCAGUAGCACCACCGAAGCUGAAGCAGAGCCCAAGCCCUCGUCAGUUCUGGAGUAUCGGUCCCGGUUGUCGGGAUUGAAACAGAUGUCUGCCGCCGGAUUAGCGAGUUUGCGGCAAAGGCUCAACGAGGGACGGAAGUUGUUGGACCGCCGGGUCUCGAACCCGAGUUCAUCGGGCUCGGGCGGUGGAAUCGAAGUGGCGGAGGAGGCCACGGAACUGGGUGGCAUUUUGAAUAUCUCUCACGGUCGCUUGGAGUCCUUAGCCGCCAAGAUCGGCGACACUCGGGUCAGUGUGCAAGUGUCGCCGAAAAACGGCCCGGAUCCGAUCCUGGCGGGCGUAUUCCCGGACACUGCGAUCUUGACAUUUCACAAUUGUGAGCUGGAGGUGUUGCCACAAACCGCUUUCAAGCUACCCCGAGGCACGGAGCGACUCCUGAUUCAAAACGGGAUCAUUCUCGUGUCCACGACAUACAGUUCCAAUCUCACCAACGGGCACAAUGCGGCCAGUCCGAAUCAACGAGGACAUCUGCACAUCGUGUCAUCCCAUUACGCCGAGCUUCAUCUAGACAACAAUUCAAAUGCCAAGCCCGAUGCCGUGCUCCAAUCAUUCUCACUUGAGUACGGCGAGAUGGUGUUGGACAUGGUGCCAUUAUUGCUCCCCACGAAAUCCAGUGAGAGUGGGUCGACCGAGUCGGGAGAAGAAUCUAGUCAAUCGGGCCAGUCUCCCAAUUCCGGGGGCGACUCCUUGUCCUCUCCGGAAACACUGGGAUCCAGCUCCAAUUCUAAGUCUCAAGCAGCCGACCAGUUUGGUAAACGAGUUCGCCUCCGAGUGGCUGAAGUGACUGCCAGAGGCCAAUCCUUGUUCGAAUCGUGCUUGAUCGUGACCAAUCGAGGUGUGUACGUCCUCACAUUGGACGUAGAUCCCAUUACUACGUUUAUGGACUUGGCCAUUCGAGGGGGUGAAGAUCGGAAGGCCGAGUUCUUGGCUCGAACGUUUGGCUUGGAUGACAAGGAGUUGUACGAGUUGGUGGCUGACCUAAGACUGACUGAGGGUGACUUUUCCCAAGCCUUUGCUCUCUAUCAGCAGGCCGAGUGCAAGUACCUGAAGGUUGCCCUCAAAUUUUCGGCCGCUGGACACUUGAAGAUGUUGGGCCUUCACUAUGUGCUUCAAUCCAAGCCCAAAUUAACCCCGGCCGAGUUGAUCCAUCUGUCCAAUCUCGCGCUUAUGUCGUGCUUCCAACAAGUGCUCACCAAGAGCACAUUUGAGUCCAGGGCCGAGUUCCAUAGCCGCAUCCGAGAUUUCGUGGAUGAGAACAAAGGGUUUGACGAAUGCUUGGCCGUGAGAAUGGCCACAGAAACCCGAGAAUGGGAACUCCUCAAUCACAUCAGCCGCUCCCGGAGUGUUCAUUUCGAGAUGAUCGAAUCGAUCGUGUGCACUCUCUUGGGACGUGGAACAGCUUUGGAGUCUCGAGACGAGAUCGAGGCGGCCACAGCCAAAGUGAGCCGAGCCUUGGAGACAAUGCCUCUGGUUGAACUGAACGGAUUGCUAACGUGUCUCCUUGCUCCCACCAACAUCGAGAGCGUCAUGUCGAAUCACGACUUGUCCUGGCGACUGCUUCUCGUGCUCUGGAGCGCCAGUUCGUUCUUGGCGCAAGAAGUGAUUCAAAACCUGUACAAACAAUGUUGCCCCGCCAACAGUGGAUUAAGACCGUUGUAUUUAGCCCUCUUGGGCGCACAGGAGGAUUCCUCGAUGGGUGACAACCACGCCAAGACGAGGCGAGAUGUGGCGUGUCGUCUUGUGACCUUGUUCACCAAUGCCACCCUGGCCAUCCUGAAAGGCCAAGGGUGGAACCAAAACUGUGAUAGUGUUCCAAAAAGAUAUCUAGACGAUGUGUCUGUGAAGACCCAGUUGAACGACCCCGAUCAAGAUUGGGACGAGCAAGUGCGCACGAGCCAUUGCACAAGGCACAGACAAAUCAUUGCCGGUGGCUCCAAACACGUCCUUCUGCAAAGAAAAGGCUCAGUCAUGACUUGGGGUAUGACGGCCUUUGGAGUCCUCGGCCAUGGAGCGUCGGCAUCGAGAUUCUCCACUCCCAAGGAAGUAGUGUUCUUCUCGGCCUCCCAAAUCAGUGUCUUCUCUGUGGCUUGUGGGCGGGCGCAUUCCAUGGCUUUGACCUCAUGCGGCUUGUAUGUUUGGGGGUCUUCCAAGCAAGGUCAAUUGGGUCUGGGCGCUCAAAGACUUUGCGAGCAAAGGCCCGCUCUAGUGAAGGCCUUGGCCGAUGUGGCUCUGAUUCAAAUUGCCGCCGGACAAUACCAUUCUGUCGCGUUGAGCAUCAAAGGCCAAGUGUGGGCGUGGGGUUGGGGCGUCCAUGGCCAAUUGGGCACAGGCAGCAUCGAGGACGAGUUUGUGCCAGUCAGAAUCUUCAAGAAGAAAUCUCAGCCCGUGUGCCAAAUCGCCACGGGCUACGCUCACACAAUGUUGUUGACCACUAAAGGUGAGGUUUGGGUCUUCGGUUGCUCCCUUUUUGGUCAGUUGGGAAAUGGUGCUAACAAGAAGCAAAUGGUGCCAGUGAAAGUGGACGGAUUCGCUGGACCAAUUCGCUUGAUCUCAUCGGGAUUUUUCCACUCCUAUGCGGUGACUGAACGGGACCGAAUCUACACAUGGGGCUGCAACCCACAAAUUCUGAGACUAGAGGCUCAACAGAAGAAGAAGGAGCGGAUUCAAGCCAUUCAAGAACGGAAGAAACAACAAGCCUUGGCUGAAAUGGACCGAGACGAGGCAGAGGAACGAGGCGAAUGUCCCGACAAGGAAAGGCCCUUGAUCCAGCCCUUGGGCGAAAUCAAGAAUAUACAAACCAAUGGGAGUCUAUUAGAGCCUAAAGUUCCUGAAAAGAAAAAGUCUGAGCCUGAUGAGAUGCUUCACCUGGUGCCUGGAGAGUUCUUCGCGCCCAACCUUAAUGGAAGGGUCAAGGAGAUUGCUUGUGGCAAUCAACACACCUUGUUUCUCUCGGAUAGAGGCAAGGUGUACGCCUAUGGCAAGAACAUGGACGGUCAAUUGGGAAUCAAUUCCCGGAAAGAAGCCAAAGAGCCCACCCUGAUCGAUGCCUUCCAUGACGACUUCAUUGUCCACGUGGCUUGUGGCAUUGAUUUCUCCCUGGCUGUGAGCGACUCUGGGUCGGUUUUUGCUUGGGGCAAUAAUGGAGGAGCUCAAUUGGGCAAAUUGCCACUGAGUGAGAACCCCGAGAUCUCCAGCAAAUUGGUGGUGAUGAAAAAUUCCACGCGGAUUGUGCGCCUACCCAACAAUCUCGUGAACUCUUGUGAUAUUCCAAAACCGGUGAACGGUAUCACGGAGGGCGUUUACUCCAAUGAGAUUCUUAGCAUCCACGAUGCGAAGGACCAAAUCGAGAGUGACGUCCGGACAUUCUUCCAAAACAUGAAUUGCUUUAAAAAGGUCUUCCCGGGAAACCUAGUCCACGAGGACGAACAACCAAGCUCAAAGGACGUCGAGACCAUGCUCCAUCUCACCUUGGAGACCUUCCAUCAGCACCUGGAUACCAAGAAACUCAUCAAAAACGCCCUGAUUUACGAUAACGCACCCGCCGCGUCCAAACUAAGCCUUCUCAAGGGGAACCUCCUCCAGGCGUUUGAUUUCAGUCUUCAAGCCAUCGUAAAGGGGAGUCUCAGUCAAGGUGACACAAUGAGCGUCAUGGGCGAUCACAUCUUCAACGCCUUGUUAUUCUAUCUCAAAGAGACCCAGGCUCGAUUCCAGCUCUCGGCCGAUCUGAGCCAAGAUGACAGUAACACGGAUUCGGAGAUCCGUCGGCAACUUGUGGAGCGUUUGGUGGCCUGUUGGCAAGACCAAAAGUUAAGUUUCGUCCAUUUGGAGACGCUCUUCCUCGGCCAUGCCAAUGCUCUGCUCCUGCAAACGUUGGUAUUGACCUUGUUCUGUCCUAGUGACGAGCGUCAAACUGACCGUGGACCCGUGAUGAACGAAGAGUCCGGGCCUAAACUGGUCGAUCUGUUCACUCCCGAGUUCUGCUUGAGAAUUGGAGACACGUUUGUGAAGGAGUUCAAGGAGAGCAGUGUGAGAUCGGGGGACGAGGAAACCCACCGAAAAGCCUCGAUUGUGGCAGACAACUGGCUCAGUAGUCAGAGGGGAUUGGCUCUAUCGGACCUGGAGCAGGAUUGAGAUGUUUGACAUGCCCUCGGAAUUUACUUUCUGCUAUGUUUGACACUGAGGAAAAAAUCUUCGAUUUACCCUCCUACUUAGGCGUCAUUGUGAUCUUUCCUCGAUUGGAUCGAUUUCUCUCUCCCCCAUCGAAAGCCAUGACAAAUAUCGUAUUAAACACAUUAUAUAUAAACCCUAUAUGAACCAACCCUGUCUCCAAAGUUGAAUGUUACUUUAAAUCUGAAGAAGAACAAUUCCUUCCUAGCUCUCCUCCCAAUUUGGAUAUGGCCUCAUUUCCAAGGUUAAGAAAAAUAAAUCUGUUGAUCAAUAGCGUG